AUGGGGGUGGCGAUGAUCGCAGUGGGGUGGGGGGUCCUUCGUAUGGCGCUGAACUCUUUUGCUAACUUCCCUAAGCGCAUGGUUCAGGCCACUUUCAUGGGCGUUGCGGGCGUCUCGGGAGUGGCAGCGGCAGCUCCACUGUGGUCUGCGUUGUUGAAAAAAGCUCUCAUCACUUGGGUAGUGUGGGAAGUUUCGUGCAUCCUGUGCAUCUUGUGCUGCAUAAUGUUCUGGCACCAGAUCCACCUUCGUUUCGGCGCAGCCGAUCUGAAUGUGGCCGCCCUUGCGGUCAGGUCCAUGCCUGGGACGAUCUACUUGGCCCUCUUUAUGGGCGCCAUGCGGGUGGUCUGGUUCAUGCUCUCGGCCUUGUCUGCGGUGGGCUCCUUCGUGGCAUUUUCACCCGUGGUCGUGAGUGCCGACGGGACCACCUACUCGUUCCUGGGUUGUCAGGACAUUGUCGUCUCCUCCUCGCCCUACGGCGGCGGGGAAGCUACUACCGGUUCGGGCCUCUCGUGCCACUGCGGCGGCGAGGUUAUCUCUAGCGACUCCGGGUGCGAGUUCAGCGGCGGCGGUUUCCAGCGCUGGGUGCUGGGCGUCUUCUGGGUGGGGAGCUUCAUCUGGGGACUCGACGUCCUGCAUGACGUCGUAUUGGCCACGGUGGCCGGGUCCGUGGCUUCUUGGUGGUUCUCCCCCGGAGACACGAACUCCGUGCGCGGCGCCUUCUACCGCGCCACGCACAGCUCAUUCGGGUCCUUGUGCAAGGCUUGUCCGACACAGAUGGCAGAUACGUGGGGGGUCAUAUCAAGGAGUGUCCGGAUAUCAAAUUCGACCGGGCCAAACUCUGCGCACGUGUUUUCAAGCAGAAACUGGAUGUCCUUCAGCAGGAAUCUAGGGGCCGUCUGCCACGCUUACAUCUACGCCAUCUGCUUCAUCGGCAUGUACGGGUUGGACUUCUCGGAAGGUGCGGCGCCGCACCCAAUCUGCCCGUGGGCAGCCCAUGGGUAUCCCAUCGCCUGCCCAUGGGCGCAACCCGGCUCACACUCGUGGUUCGGAGUGUCGUCCCACGUGGAGCACAGAACACUUGGGUUAUGA
Ectocarpus siliculosus is the source of this 1089-nucleotide messenger RNA. NCBI's taxonomy places the organism in Eukaryota, Phaeophyceae, Ectocarpales, Ectocarpaceae. The record is from the annotation of a GenBank genome assembly.